Acomys russatus (golden spiny mouse) is the source of this 465-nucleotide messenger RNA. RefSeq names its product anaphase promoting complex subunit 11 (gene Anapc11). Gene Ontology annotation, cellular component: anaphase-promoting complex; nucleus. Lineage: Eukaryota; Metazoa; Chordata; Mammalia; Rodentia; Muridae. Gene Ontology annotation, molecular function: zinc ion binding; ubiquitin protein ligase activity; cullin family protein binding. Gene Ontology annotation, biological process: positive regulation of mitotic metaphase/anaphase transition; protein ubiquitination; anaphase-promoting complex-dependent catabolic process. The record is from RefSeq and is a predicted model, not a curated record. The transcript is spliced from 3 exons. The coding region runs from base 128 to 382 and encodes 84 amino acids.
CGCGGCGGCCGGCGCUUCCCCGGAGGAACCAGACGCGGCACGGUCGUUUUUAUACCUUCCCGCGCGGAAGCAACGGAAGGGCGGGGCUCCUCGCGAUUAGGCGGAGAAGGUCACCGGCUCCGCUGCCAUGAAGGUGAAAAUUAAGUGUUGGAAUGGUGUGGCCACUUGGCUCUGGGUAGCCAACGAUGAGAACUGUGGCAUCUGCAGGAUGGCGUUUAAUGGCUGCUGUCCAGACUGUAAGGUGCCUGGCGACGACUGCCCCCUGGUGUGGGGCCAGUGCUCACACUGCUUCCACAUGCACUGCAUCCUCAAGUGGCUGAACGCGCAGCAGGUGCAGCAGCACUGCCCCAUGUGCCGCCAGGAGUGGAAGUUCAAAGAGUGAAGCCUGUGCUCUGCCCAGCCCCCUUCGCCCAGCAGUACCCAGGGACCUUGAACUGCGGACAAGGAUGCUUCUGUUUGCGUGAG